This is a messenger RNA of Gambusia affinis (western mosquitofish), 1579 nucleotides long. RefSeq lists its product as uncharacterized. The transcript has 2 exons. The record is from RefSeq and is a predicted model, not a curated record. NCBI's taxonomy places the organism in Eukaryota, Metazoa, Chordata, Actinopteri, Cyprinodontiformes, Poeciliidae. The coding region runs from base 170 to 616 and encodes 148 amino acids.
GGGCUGGAUCUGCUGGGAAGGAAAAGGGUGGGGGGUGGCAGUGGUUAGAGGGGUCUUUUCAGCUCUUUCUGGAGGCAACAAUAGUCUUUGUUCAAGAUCUUCCACCAUUCUUAUUAGGGCUACCAAGAGGAGGGAGGUGCGAGGAGAAGGGUGUUUCUCCAUAGUAACAAUGACAAAACAAGCCAGUUUAGAGGGAGACACUCCAACUCCAGCAGGAGAGCUGAAGAAGAAGGAGCAGGUUUCACUCUGCUGCAGAACGUUUAGCAGAAGUUUCCCAGGCAUGGAGCGGGACAGCCACAGCGAGGACACGUUGUCCACCAUGGUCCUGGAGAACGUCAAGAACAAACUGAUCCACGCCUUCAGGGUGACCGCCGAGUCCAGAGCGGGUCAGAGGGAGGCCGGCGGCAGCGGCGUUGGGAGGAGCCAGCAGGCCAACGAGGAGCUGCGGCGGGCGCAGAUAGAUGGAGCUCUGACCUGGCUCCGAUCCGAACUGCUGGAGAUGCGUUCGCAGGACGUGCAGCUGGCUCAGACGCUGCUGGGGCUCAACACAGAGAUCCAAAGACUGAGGAGAGAGAGCUUUGGGGGGCUGGAGGUGCAAGGGGAUGAUCAGCAGUGAGCGAACCCCACAAGACCGCUUCUUAUCUGGGAGGGACUUAAAGCAGACGAAGGGAAUCCGUGGAGCCAGAAGUAAAGAAUCCGACACAACAGAGGAACACUGAAUGCAUCGUUUGAACAGAGUCGAGCUGCUGCCUGGACAUUAAUGGAGGCAGACAGAACAACUAACGUUGCGUUCACACUGCAGCCUGAAGUGAAUCAAUUCCGAUUUCUUGUCAAGUUGGAUUUUUUUGUCUUUUCCAUUCACACUUUAAAAUAAAUGCGACUUGUAUAUGUUCUGCAGUGUGAACUGCAAACGACCUGAAAGUGUCCCGCAUGCGCAGUAGAGGGCGCAAUAACCCCAGCGCUCUCAGUGUUUUGCCAACCGCCAUAAAAAGAAGAAGAGCUCCGUGUUUGCGGAAGUAAACAUGGAUGCUAACGGUGGAGCAUAGCUUGCACAGUUGAAGUUGGUGUCCAGCCAGAGCAGCAUAUUAACAACUUAAUCCUCAUUAUCGUCCGUCAUGGUUGUUGUUUUCCUUCCCGCUUGCUCGUAUCAGGACGCAGAACAGUGACGUUUGUCGAAGAUCAGUGACGUUCAGUCCAGAUGAACGCGAGCUGGACUUUGGGUCACAUUUGAAUCAGAUACGUAUCGGAAUACCGGAGUGGCCUGGGUCGCGUUCAAAAAGCAUCCGACCUGUGUUGUUCAGACUAUCAUGAAAAGGUCAGCUACAGGUCGCAUUAAGGCAAAAAAUAAAAAAAAUUUGAAUUGGUUCACUUCAGGUUGCAGUGUGAGCGCAGCCUAAAAGACACUUUGCACUUCUGCAGGGUUCCUCUGAUUCUGAACAGUAAAAUGAUAACGAAUGUGAAGUUGAGGAACAGUAAAUAAAUAAAUUGUUAAAAAUAUUUGUGCCAGCAGCUUUAUUGAGCCAACUUUCUGAAUCACAGGAGAUUAAAUUCAUCCACGCUUUCCCUCUUUUAUAGACAU